ACACUCUAGGUGAAUCUGUUGGCAUUAUACUCCGAGAUCUAGCAAUUGUCGGUGUGUCGAAAAUCGUGAAGUGUCACGGUUGUGUAUAAAUAUUCCUGUGUUUCCAGUAACAAAAUUUUACAUAUUGUCAAAAUGACCCUAAACGUACCAAUGAUGAAGUUCUACAACGGCAACGAGGUGCCGGCUUUCGGUCUGGGCACCUGGAAAUCUAAACCUGGCGAGGUUACACAAGCUGUUAAGGAUGCUAUUGACUUGGGAUAUCGUCAUAUUGAUUGUGCUCAUGUAUAUGGAAACGAGAAGGAAGUCGGUGUUGCCCUUAAAGCCAAGAUAGCUGAAGGUGUUGUGAAAAGGCAAGACCUUUUUAUAACAAGCAAAUUAUGGAAUACGUUCCAUAAACCAGAACUGGUUGAGCCAGCUAUCAAAACUACUCUGUCCAAUCUGGGUUUGGAAUACUUGGAUUUGUACCUGAUUCAUUGGCCAAUGGCUUACAAAGAAGGCGAUGAUCUCUUCCCAAAGAAUGCUGAUGAUACUCUAGCCUUGAGCAAUGUUGAUUAUAUGGAUACAUGGAAGGCCAUGGAAGGUUUGGUAACUAAGGGACUUACAAAGAACAUUGGUCUUAGCAACUUCAAUUCUGAACAAGUGGAAAGAGUGCUAAAGAACUGUACCAUCAAACCAGUUACAAAUCAGAUCGAAUGUCAUCCAUACCUAACUCAGAAAAAGCUGUCUGCACUCUGUGUUGGGAAAGGUAUUCUUAUCACAGCCUACAGUCCUCUUGGAUCUCCUGACAGGCCAUGGGCGCAACCCGAUGAUCCCAAACUGAUGGAUGACAAAAAAUUGGGUGAAUUAGCGAAAAAAUAUAACAAAACACCUGCACAAGUUUUGAUUAGAUAUCAGUUGGACCGUGGACACAUUGUAAUCCCUAAGUCAGUUACAAAGUCGCGAAUCGCUGAGAACGCCGAGGUCUUUGAUUUCAAGCUUACUUCUGAAGAUAUUGCAUACAUCGAUACAUUUGAUUGUAACGGCAGGAUCUGUCCAAUGCCUGGUACGGAACCAAGUCCCCACUACCCUUUCCACAUUCCUUUCUAAGAAAAGAAUUUAGUUAAACUAAGAAUGUAUUACAAGCUGGUAUUGUUGCAAAAUUUGCAAUGUUCUUCUGUGUUAAUUUUCUACAUGAAGUAUGUAUAAAAUAAAUAUCUUUUAAAUAUAAA
This is a messenger RNA of Megalopta genalis, 1208 nucleotides long. RefSeq names its product aldo-keto reductase 1B. The record is from RefSeq and is a predicted model, not a curated record. NCBI's taxonomy places the organism in Eukaryota, Metazoa, Arthropoda, Insecta, Hymenoptera, Halictidae. Gene Ontology annotation, molecular function: oxidoreductase activity.